Molecule: messenger RNA, 453 nt
Organism: Phytophthora infestans T30-4
Lineage: Eukaryota; Oomycota; Peronosporomycetes; Peronosporales; Peronosporaceae
Exons: 1
Coding region: 1-453 (150 amino acids)
Source: RefSeq, a predicted model, not a curated record
AUGUACGACCAGCUCGUGGGCUCCAAACUACAGAAGCUGCAAGCAGAGGCGGAGAAGGACCCGUCCAAACAGCAUUCAAAGGAAUUCCGCAAGAAACUGGAUGAGUCGCGCGACAAAUCGCUCCGUAAGAGCCACAAAUCCCGCUCCAAACUGGCCGAGGCGGACGUGACGGGCAGUGGCCUGAACCCGCAGGCGCUUGCUGCCAUCUACGGCUCGGACUCAGACUCAGAGGGGGAAGAGCGACGUAAGAGCACGAAAAAGAAGCGAAAACACUCGACGUCCAGUAGGAAGAGGAAGCACAGAUCCAGGGGCGAUAGUGACAGUGACUCGGGCUCAAGUGACUACAGCAGCGACAGUGAUGACUCGCACCGUCGACACAAAAGACGAAAGCACAGCCACAAGAAGAGCCACAAGAAGAAAAAACACAGACGCAGCCGGACCGACAGUGACUAA